CAGGGGCGGGUCUGGCUGACACUCUAACCCCAAGGCUGAUAGCACAAGGCGGCGGCGGUGGUGAAGUGAAGUGGGUACCCUAUUGUUCUCCAAGCUUGCUAUUCUUCCCACGCUUCAACAACUUACACGCCCUCAACCAUGACAGCACCUCUUCUGAUUGCGGAAAUAGCCUCUAUUGUCCACUGACCCUUCAAGAGCCUUCUAUCAUUCCUGCUGCUUCGUUUACUUUAAACAGUCUGCCGUCCAUCCCACUGCCCCAAAGGUCGAGCAGAGCAACCGAACUUUGAGUUCGUCAACUCGACGUAGAUCACAGUCCUCGCAAAUCUUUAUUUCCCCCCAAAUUACACUGCCUACUAUGGCCACCAACGACCUUUCCAUGGCCGAUACGCCACCAUCUCACCGGGCGGACCGCAGAAUGAACGGCUCGCCUCCCCUCACCAUGUCGAAGCGAGACAAGAAACGGCAAAUGCUGGUCGACCGCCUCGCUUCUCUCACCGACAAAUUCUCGCGAGAUCGUGACCGAGUGUAUCGAGAGCAGCUCCAGAAGAUCCAAGUAGAUACGAAUUUGAUCAUGCGGGUUGAUGCCUACGCUGAGCGGCCGUUUGAUGCCCUUGAAGAGGAGCACCGACAGCUCUCCCUUAGCAACGGAGAUGCAGAUAACAGACCGGGCCCGCGGACACUCCUUGAGAUGGCCGGGCCAAGGUUUCAGGACUGGAUACACACCCUCCAGGAUCUCGUUGAAGAGCGGGAUUAUUACUUGGCCAAAUACAUGGCUGAUUUCGAGAAGAAGGCACAACAGCACAACAAUACAUACCUAUACAAGAUGGAGACUUCGAAUAGAGAACAUCGAGCGCUAUCACAGACCCUCAGAGACCGCUUGAUGAACGCCAUUGCUGCGAAGAAAUUCAGGCUGAACAAGGAGAAGGAAGCUCUGGAGAUCUCUGACGCAUCCGCCCUACUACUACACCCCAACCAAUUCAGCCUGACGAACCCUGCCAGCCCCGGUGGACCACAUGGCAAGCGGGCGACACGGCUACGAAGGGAGAUGGAUGAGAUUCCAGGCCUUGUGGACGGCAAGAAAAGAAAGCGAAACCCUGGAGAGGAUGACGGCUCGCCAGCGCCCCAACGUCGGGCAUUGGAUCCGACAAAUACCACCCCUCUCUGGCAGGGUGACCGUUUGGUUAUGCGCAAGACGACGGGACCCAUAUACAGCAUUGACAAGCUCUUCACCGACAAGGAACUCUCCAUGACCUACAAUGCGGCCGCCAUUGCCGCGCACAAGCACAUACUGCUCCACAAGCCGAAGCUAGAUGAGAAUGGCCAGAUUGUGUCCUCUCCAGGUGCGAGCGAUUCUGGAAGCGGAGACACCGAGGAGCAAGACGGCACAGACUCUUUGCCCUCGGCGGUUCCAAUGGAGCGCAAUGUGUCGCACGCAACUCGCAGCGCUCGUGGUGCACCAAACUUCACCGACGAUAAACUGAUCGGCUUGGAAGGGCUUGCAAACUUCGACUUCCCUCACAACCUCCAGAAAAUGGUGGGCGCCGACCCCAAGCUGCCGCCAACCUUCCCCUCGACGUAUGUCAAGGGUCCUACGAAGCAUUCCGACUUCAACACACCUCUGGCCCUUUCAGCUGAGGAUGUCACCUCCGACCUGACGGUCAUGGGCGCCCUCAAGCAAUACGACCAACAGCACGGCAGAGGCGCGAAUCUCGAGAACAACAAUGGGAGCAGAAGUAUUCUUGAAGCUGUAGCCUAUCCAGCCCGAGAGAACCGCUAUGUUGCCUUCCUCCGGGGCGACCGUCUAGCAGGGAACGAGGUGCGUCGCCGGCUGGGCUUGCCGCCCGAGGUGCCGCCCGAGAAACCGGCCGAGGAGCCAGUCCUCAAGAAGAAAGGAAACUCGGGCACAGCGCGUGAUGGGGUUGGCACGCCAUCUAAGGUUGCGCGAAGCGCUACGCCAAGGCAAUCCCCUGCCAAGGCUCUUGCGAUUGCGGGCCCGACAAGUGCUCCGUCGGCUCAACUAGGGGGCGCGCCUAUGAGCCGUCAAAGCAGUGCCAGCGGAGCCCCGAUGAGCCGUAGCAGUAGUAGGAAGGGCAGAGCAACCAGGGGAGGCUAGGAGUGUUUGGAGGAGAACCGCUCUGACCCAGGAUCGAUAGCGGCGGAUUGUGAACAACUUGACUGGAUGCCGGGAGGAGUUUCGAUUGCUUUCAAUCGUGCAUAUGCUGUUCACAUGCUUGCAUUCCUCUUCAUAUUUUGGUAUGCGAGGCGACUUGCCUCGUUGAUAUGCUUAGCGAAUCAAUAUAGUAUUACUUCUCAUGAACAGACCAAUGCAAACCAAAACCCGCUCCCAUUCCCAUGCGACUGACCAAUACCCAUAAUUCAAGG
Molecule: messenger RNA, 2382 nt
Organism: Phialemonium atrogriseum
Lineage: Eukaryota; Fungi; Ascomycota; Sordariomycetes; Cephalothecales; Cephalothecaceae
Product: Sds3-like-domain-containing protein
Exons: 2
Coding region: 356-2113 (585 amino acids)
Biological process (GO): negative regulation of transcription by RNA polymerase II
Cellular component (GO): Sin3-type complex
Molecular function (GO): histone deacetylase binding
Source: RefSeq, a predicted model, not a curated record